This is a messenger RNA of Owenia fusiformis, 1267 nucleotides long. The record is from the annotation of a GenBank genome assembly. Lineage: Eukaryota; Metazoa; Annelida; Polychaeta; Sabellida; Oweniidae.
AUGAUGCACUAUGCAAUUACUCAGAUGCGAGAAUCAGAAAGAUAUGAGAGAUGUAUUCUUGGGGAGUUACUGAGAGCUGAGGAUGAGGGCAGAAUUUCAAAUGAAGCUAUCUAUGGAAUUUUAGGAGAUAGUUUUAACGCAGGAAUCUUCACAACAUUCACGACUAUAUCUGGUUUCCUCAUAGCCUUGAUCAAUUACCCAGAUGUGCAAGACAAACUCCAUAAAGAGAUUGAUCGGGUAAUAGGACGCGAUAUGCAGCCUGCGUUAUCUGAUCGUGAGAAGAUGCCAUAUAUGGAAGCAGCAAUUCUAGAAACACUACGUUACAUGUCCAUGGUUCCUCUUGGUAUUCCUCAUAAAACUACACGUGACACAAAAAUAUCUGGAUGUCAUCUUCCAAAGGGAACACAAGUUUGGAUGAACUUGUAUGGCAUGCACCACGACAGCCGUUACUUUAUACUUGACCCAAAUGUGUUUAAUCCAGGAAGAUUCCUCGAUUCAGAAGGCAAUCUCGUUUCAAAAGAAGAAAGAAAAAAAGUACUUGCGUUUGGAGCAGGACGUCGCGUUUGCAUGGGGGAAGUAUUGGCAAAAGUCAGGAUUUUCUUGACACUCACCCAGCUCUUACACAAAUUUGUAUUCCUCCCCGACGACCCAGAAAGGGUCAUCCCAUUUGACAUGAAGUCCUUCGUAAAUACACCGAUGGCUUUAAUGGCACCAAAGUUUAAAAUAAUAGCGAAAGUUCGUUGAAGCUAGGAAGAGAUGGAACAUUUCCGACCACUGUAUAUAGUAUAGGGUAUACGCAGUCCAGUUAGAAACUUCCGAGACAAAGCUCUAUUUUAAGAAACGAAGUCGAACGAAUGCAAAGGGUAUCUUUCAAGGGUUUAAAGAUAUGGCUGGUCUUAGCAUUUUUAGUUCGUCUGACAGAACUUUUAUAAACAAACAGAUGCAUUAUUUCUAUGAAUGCAAAGUGGUUCAACAUUUAUGGGAUAUGCAUUUCCCAUGUAUUGAGAGUAAUAGAAUGUUGUUUGGCAACAUUUAACUAUCCAGGACUGCAUCCAAGAGAAUAAUGCGACUUAAAAAUUGUAUAAUCACUGGUAAACAGGAUAAGAACAUUUUAGUUGACUGUAUAUUAAAUUCUGAGUUUUUGAAAAUGUAAGGCAGGUAUAACUGCUUAUCCACUAGAUUAUGUAUUGUACACGCUGUAAUAUUAUGUAUUUUUAAUUCCGAUUGAUUGAUUGCAAAUGUUGUAAAAUAGGCAACUGUUCCUUCC